AAUUACGCUUGUAACCCCAUCUUCUUCUUCCUCUGAUUUUGUUGUGCCCAAGGACCAUGUCGAUCUUCUUCCUCUGAUUCUUGUAAUCCCUUAUUCUUCUUUUCCAAUCUUCUAAAACAAAUUAGCUUAAGAGAAUCUUGAACCUAAACAAAACAAGCUGAACUCACCAGACUGAAAAAACCUUCUCUUCACACUCACUGUUAUCAGACUUGUCACUAGCGCUAGAUCCCGUUCCAUCCAACUUAUCCCCAAACCCCUCCAAUAAAUGGUCAUUGCCUCCACUUCUCAUCAAAAACCAAAAAGGCCCGAAUCCAACUCUUUGCAAAAUGGCCACCCUCUUUGUCUUGGUGCUCUCUUUCAACCUCUCCUCCACUUCCCAUCAAAAACUCGAAAGGCCCGAAUCCAACUCCUCCUAAAUUCGCCUCAAUUCUUUCUCUAUUUCGGCUUUGGCUUCGCCUUCCACAGUUGUCCUCUAAUUCAAUGAAACAGAUGAAACAACACCUCAAUCGUCAGUCCCUCAAUCUUAUCCAGCUAUCUAUCUCGUCUCCCUCAGUCCUUCCCAUCACCACCUUCCCUGUCCUUCGGCUUGGUCUUCGGCCUGGUAGCCACCGCCGCAUCACCGUUGAAGGCUGGGCCUGGUAGCUCAUAUAGAUGUAGAAGAAGCUCAUAAUUGUGGAAGUUGUUUUGUUGGAGGGAUCCCUUUGUGGAUUUUGGUCCGGAGUAGUAUUGGACAUUUCCGAUACAAAUUCAUGAAAUAGGAAAGUCAGAAAGUUGGGUUAGUUUGCCGAGGGGCUGAGCUCAAGUAUGAAGUUUGGAGGGGAUUUUUCAGUUCCGGUGGAUGAGGAUUUUCGGUCCAUGCCUCCUUGGGUACCGGUAACGCCCCAGAAGCCUCUUCCAUUGAAACCUCACCCUAUGCUGCUUAACCCCCACGGGAAUCACCUACCAGCAGCAAAUUGGCAACACGAAUUGGGGAAUGUACAGUUGGGUGAUACUUACAAUGGCAUGAGCCAAGCUAUCAACCCAAUUGUCCAGUUUCCUAGAAAUGUUGGGUGUUAUGGUGUUGAUGGAGGUCUGGCUCCGCAGAAUGGAAUGACAAAUCACAUUCCAGGUUCAUACUCACAGUUGCUUGGCAGUGACAGCUCAAGUUGGAACAAUGAAUCCUUCACACAACUACUACUUCAGGAUAAUGCAGCUGCAGUUUACGUUGCCUCUGCAGACAGGAAUCUUAGCAGAAAUGUUGACAUGGCAGCAAAUGCACCUCUAACUCCUAAGUUGCAUCCUCAAGUGGCCAACCAAAGAAACAAUUCAAGUAGUUUCUUGCUGACCAACCGAAAUUGCAACAAUGGUUCAUACCCUUCGAGUGCGGUGAUGAGCAGGCGCGCGGUUGUGGAUUUCCCUUCUCUGUUUGAUAACAGUCAGGGGCAUUCCAAUGUAGCUAAUUGGUUGCUUAACAAUGAAAAUCACAGCUCAAGUUCAAACCUGUUGAGUAAUGGUCACAGCUCACCCCAUAUAAGCCAGAAUGUUUUCCCCAUGCCCUUGCGACCGAGCUAUGAUCUAAACUUAAACUCCUCACCGAGAACAGAAGCCGAUACUACAUUUGUUCCCAGCCAACUCCAAUUCACACCAUAUAGGGCCAAUCGCAUGGAGAACAACCAUCUUUCGGCAAUACAAACAUCCUUGACAGGUGAAAGCUCUAGCAAGGAAAACUACAAGCAGGUGGACUUUUUCACGUCUACAGGAGAUGUAGCAAUUCAGAAACAUGGUGGAGAACUCUUGCAGAAUAUCGUGGAGUCAGCUUCUGCAACCAUUUCUACACCAUACAAGGAAAAUAAAGAUUCUGACCAUGAAAGUGACAGAGGUAUUGAUCUAAACCAGACAGCCCAGCACAAAAGCUCUAGCAAGGAAAACGACAAGCAGGUGGACUUUUUCACGUCUACAGGAGAUGUAGCAAUUCAGAAACAUGGUGGAGAACUCUUGCAGAAUAUCGUGGAGUCAGCUUCUGCAACCAUUUCUACACCAUACAAGGAAAAUAAAGGUUCUGACCAUGAAAGUGACAGAGGUAUUGAUCUAAACCAGACAGCCCAGCACAAAACACCCAAGAGAAGGAAGCACAGGCCAAAAGUAAUCAUAGAAGGCAAACCCAAAAGGACUCCAAAGUCUGCAACUGCAAAGAAUGCAGAGCCUAAGGAGUCCCGAACAGGAAAGAGGAAAUACGUUAGAAAGAAUAUCCAAAAGGAAUCCUCAAGUCAACUGGUAGAUGGUACAAGCGAAGCAACAUACCAUAAUGCUGGAAUAGUUGCAAAAUCAUGCAGGAGGGUUCUAGACUUUGAUUUGGAAAUGACCACAGUUGAAAAGCAGGGCAAAACUGCUAGAAAUAAUCAGUCUAAAAUGAAGUCUGCUAAGCUGAUUGACCUAGAAAAUGAAGUGAUGGUAGAAAACCAGAGACUGGAAACUAUGAGUCACCCUAGCCCUUCAAUGAGUCAUUUGCCAAGUAACUAUAUAAUUCUUCCAGAAGGACAAGAAUCUGCAGUGCCUCAUGCUUCAAGAGGAGACACACAGAUAAACAAUUUGCAUGUCACAAAAAGACAUGCAGAUAGUCGAUAUGAAUACGCUCCCAUGCUGCAACAUGGCCAGGCUGAAGGAGAAGGCAAACAUGCCGUGCGAGCAAAGACUGAUGGUGAAAACCAUGAGAAGACUAAAGAAAGUGUUUAUCAGGGUGCCUAUCAAUCAGCACUAAAAGCUCUGUCCCCUGCUAAUGAAGGAAGGGGAUCCAAGAGGGAAUAUUGUCAUAAUAUUCAGCAGACACAUCUUUGUUCCAAUAAUCUGUCUAGUUCACUGUUGUGCCAGGAGACAUUUGAAUUGGAUGGCCAUCAGGAAAGUAGCUGCACUAUCAGCAAAGCAAGCCAUAAAAAGCAGAAAGUUGACAAUAGAUACUUGUCCAUCCACGACAUGCCGUUUAAAGUUACAGCAGUUGAGGAGGGUCUUGGAAGAGUUGAAAGAAAAAGGGCAAAUGAUGCCAACUCCAAUGGAUUUGCAGCAGCACUAAACCAUACAAUAUUGAAUUCUUACAUUGGAAGUAACAGAAUGAAAGAGAGAGAAAACAAUGGGGUCAACAAGUGUACCAGUGACAGGUUCAUUGAUUCUAUAGCUUCUGAGCAUGAUUCGCCAAAGCAGCAGAUGCCAUUCAAAUCGAAUUCUUGCAAAGAAAUCACUCAAGUUCUUAGCUUCUCUACCAAUUCCACAAUGGAAACAUGUAAGCAGCUUGUCUCGUCAACUCCCAGAAAAUCCUCUCGACGAGGUAAGAGGCAGGAAUUGCAAACUCAGGAACCUAAGUCAGCAACGAAGCAGGCUGUGGUAUCCACUGUAUUGGAAUCUGCUUUAUCAAGUACAGAUAAAAUGCAGCCAGAACAGGAUUUCUUGUAUGAUCAUCAACAGUCUUCUGCAAAAACAUUAGGGCUUCCGCUAAGAACAAUAUAUCCUUCAAUUAUGGAUGACAUCAUACAUCGAUUUAGUGUUCUGAGCAUCAAUGGGAGCUGCAAUGAAUUUCAGGAGCAAGAGCAAAAUGCACUUGUUCCAUACAAAGGAGAUGGUGCAGUUGUUCCCUAUGAAGGGUCUGAAUAUAUUAAGAAACGUAAGCCACGGCCUAAAGUGGAGCUUGACUCAGAAACAAAUAGGAUUUGGAACCUUCUGAUGGGGAAGGAAGGAAGUGAAGGCACUGAAGGACCUGACAAGCAAAAGGAGAAGUAUUGGGAAGAGGAAAGAAAGGUUUUCCAAGGUCGAGUCGACUCAUUCAUUGCACGCAUGCACCUUGUUCAAGGGGACAGACGUUUUUCACGGUGGAAAGGAUCAGUUGUUGACUCAGUGAUUGGAGUUUUCCUUACUCAAAAUGUUUCAGACCAUCUAUCAAGCUCUGCCUUCAUGUCUUUGGCAGCAAGAUUUCCGCCAAAGUUAAUGAGCAAUCACCAAACACAAGACAAGGUUGGGACAGACAUACUGGUUAAAGAACCAGAAGUAUGCAUUCCAAUCCCAGAUGAUGCUACCAAAUGGCCUGAAGAAAGAACAAGUCAACCAAUCUAUGACCCAAUCUCUAUGGCACCCUAUGAAUCUCCAGAACAUCAGAGAGACAGUGAGACUUCCAGGACAGGAAAGAACUUAAUGGAGGCACAUAGUCAAUGUUUGGAGGAAGAAUUUGUAUCAUCUCAAGAUUCUUUUGGCUCCUCGGUCACUCAAGGAACUGCAGGAAUUAGAUCAUACUUGGUCUCCAAUUCAGAAGCAGAAGAUCCUACCGCUUGGCGCCAACCCAACAAGGUUAGCUCUAAUUCAGCUUACCCACCGAUGGAGAAAGAUAUCGUAUUUCAAGACUUUUACCAUGAAGUACAAGGAAGUCCACUAUUAGAUGAUGGAUCCAGGCAGAGGCUUAAACAAUGGGAGGAGCUAAAGACAAGAUCAGACAGAAUAGAUGAUUUCAGUGGCACUUGUUCAGUCACAAAUCCAAUCAAUCUUGACAAUCGAAAAAUGCGACCAUCAAUUGCUCCUUCCAGCAGCAAUCAUUUACAGAUGUACCUAAGUUCUGGAGAACCAGAGCCAUUUGGAUUGGAAAGUUUCAGUGAAGAAAGCAUAUCUUCUUGUUGGCCUUCAACUGCUUCCAAGGUCAAUGUGCAAAAAGAUGACUAUUUCAAGAGCUUCAGAAAUAAGGAAUUGUCAGGAACUGUUGUUAGUUCAUCUGUCGAACAAAAUACUUUGUGGAGCUCUCAAGAACCUGCCACAAAGGAUCCAUAUGGUGCUCUCAGACAGCACUCAAGUGACCAGCAAAAUUAUUGUCAGCCAAGACCCAGCAAUGGAUAUUAUCAACCUUCCUGCGAAAGUCAUCAACAUGAGGGGAACCAAACCUUCCAAUUAGAGAAAAAUUCAUUCAUAGAGCCUGUAAAACAUAGUGAACAACUUCCAGGAAAGAAGAAUGAUGGCAUGCAGCAAGUCCCAAAUGUCAAUCAGCUGAAUAAGAAAUCUUCAAAUGCCGGAGAUAGUAUCUCUACAGUGAACAAUGGAUCGGUUAAUUCAAAUACAAAGGAGCAAUCUUCCCAUGAACGGUCACAGAAUGAGAUUGUUACUAAUAUUUCAAAAGGAAGGAAGAAAAAGUCAGAAAGUGACAAAAAGAACGCAGUUGACUGGGAUAAUUUAAGAACGCAGGUGCUGGCCGAUGGUAGGAAAAAGGAAAGAAACAAAGAUGCAAUGGACUCGCUUGACUAUGAAGCACUUAUAAAUGCUAAUGUUAAAGAGAUUUCUAAUGCAAUCAGGGAGCGAGGGAUGAACAACAUGCUAGCUGAGCGAAUUCAGGACUUCCUAAAUCGAGUGGUUAAAGACCAUGGAAGCAUCGAUUUGGAAUGGUUGAGAGAUGUGCCCCCUGAUAAAUCAAAGGAUUAUCUAUUAAGUAUUCGAGGUUUGGGCUUGAAAAGUGUGGAAUGUGUUCGUCUUUUGACACUUCACCAUCUUGCUUUCCCGGUUGAUACAAAUGUUGGAAGAAUAGCAGUACGACUUGGAUGGGUCCCCCUCCAACCAUUACCUGAAUCACUCCAGCUCCAUCUCCUAGAACUGUACCCGAUGCUGGAGUCAAUUCAAAAGUAUCUCUGGCCAAGAUUAUGCAAACUUGAUCAAUUAACCCUGUAUGAGUUACACUACCAGAUGAUUACAUUUGGAAAGGUUUUCUGCACAAAAAGUAAACCAAAUUGCAACGCAUGUCCAAUGAGAGGCGAGUGCAGACACUUCGCAAGUGCUUUUGCAAGUGCUCGACUUGCCCUGCCGGGGCCAGAGGAGAAGAGUAUUGUAAGUUCAAAUACUGCAGCUGUAGCUGAGAAGAAUCCUGCUGGAGCUGGCAAUAUAAUGUCACUACCUCCACCUGAAAACUACUCGCUUCAGAAAGUAGGUUCUUAUAGAAGUGAACCAAUCAUAGAAGAACCAGCGACACCAGAGCAAGAAUUCACUAAUCUAUCACAAAGUGACAUUGAAGACUUGUUCAAUGAGGAAUAUGAGGAGGAUCCUGAUGAGAUUCCUACCAUCAAUGUCAGCAUGGAACAGUUCACAGACACAUUACAAAACUAUAUGCAAAAAAACAUGGAUCUCCAAGAAGGUGACAUGUCCAAGGCUUUAGUUGCCUUGAAUCCAGAAGCUGCUUCUCUGCCUAUUCCCAAGCUCAAGAAUGUCAGUCGACUACGAACAGAGCACCAAGUGUAUGAACUACCAGAUUCACAUCCACUUUUGGAAGGGAUGGACAGACGGGAACCAGAUGAUCCAAGCCCAUACCUUCUUGCAAUAUGGACGCCAGGUGAAACUGCAAAUUCAUUUCAACCACCAGAAAGCAGGUGUGGCUCCCAAGAUGGAACCAGUUUGUGCAAUGAGAAGACAUGCUUUUCAUGCAACAGUAUAAGAGAAGAAAAGUCGCAGAUAGUCAGAGGGACAAUUUUGAUUCCUUGUAGAACAGCAAUGAGAGGGAGCUUUCCACUCAAUGGCACAUACUUUCAGGUUAAUGAGAUGUUUGCAGAUCAUGCUUCUAGUGUCAACCCAAUUGAUGUUCCAAGGGGAUGGAUAUGGGAUUUACCAAGACGACCUGUGUACUUUGGAACUUCUGUAACAUCAAUAUUCAGAGGUCUAUCAACAGAGGGGAUCCAGUACUGCUUUUGGAGAGGAUAUGUUUGUGUAAGGGGCUUUGACAGAAGUACAAGAGCGCCAAAACCCUUAAUCACAAGAUUGCACUUUCCUCAAAGCAAGAUGACGAAGGCCAAAAAUGAAGAGUGAGGACCAUGGUGCAGAGAAGAUUUUCUUCAGGAUAUCAGAUCACUGACUUUAUGAAAAGAAGAACAAUGACUAACAAAUUCUAGCAUAUUCAAUUAUUCUUCCUCUAGCAUGAGAGGCAUUCAUUAUACCGUAGGAAGGUAGCAGAAAGCAAAUUCAGAUAUAAAAGUUGAGAUCUCAUGAAAAAUUGUUGUAAAGAAAUAAUCCCCAUUAUUAUUGUUUCAAUAAAUGCUCAAAAGAGAGCAAUUCUUCGAUUAUCAA
Messenger RNA from Rosa rugosa (rugosa rose), 7047 nucleotides. Its product is annotated as transcriptional activator DEMETER-like. Bases 805 to 6789 code for a protein of 1994 amino acids. The record is from RefSeq and is a predicted model, not a curated record. NCBI's taxonomy places the organism in Eukaryota, Viridiplantae, Streptophyta, Magnoliopsida, Rosales, Rosaceae. Gene Ontology annotation, biological process: base-excision repair. The transcript is spliced from 20 exons. Gene Ontology annotation, molecular function: DNA N-glycosylase activity; 4 iron, 4 sulfur cluster binding; DNA demethylase activity.